AUGCGUGAACUCGAAGGCGGUCACGAUUCACGAAUGAUAGAGCGAGAGCAACUAGCUUCUUGGCUACAAUCAGUACAGGAGAGUCGAUAUUAUCAUCAGGUUGAUCCAAGACUUGGAAUUGUCCAAGAACAAGUUGAAGCCGCGGGGUCAAGCUACCUCGAGUGCAUGAAUCCCAACCUGGCUUACAAGAUCUUGGAGCGAUACAAGCGCCUUCCUAAUGCUCAUGGGAACCCCGCUAAGCCGCUGCUUCUCAGAGAUUUCGAAAUGCUCAAGAAUGACUUUGUGAAGGUGACACAAAACGCUGAUUAUGCGGGCACAGAUAAUGAUGAAUUUACAAACACUGCGCAGGGUGUGAGACCGAGGUGA
This is a messenger RNA of Suillus subaureus, 366 nucleotides long. RefSeq lists its product as uncharacterized. The transcript has 3 exons. Lineage: Eukaryota; Fungi; Basidiomycota; Agaricomycetes; Boletales; Suillaceae. The record is from RefSeq and is a predicted model, not a curated record. Bases 1 to 366 code for a protein of 121 amino acids.